GUUGUUGACUGGGUGCAAUGAACAUAUUUGUGACUAUUUCAUCUGCAGCAAAGAAAAUAUAAACAUCUGUUUUAGCUUAUCUCUCAAAAAAGAUUAUAAAACAAGGCAGCAUCACCUUUAUGUUUAGAUCUGCUGUUUGAUAUAUGUCUGUUUUUUUGCUUACAUGGCAUCCAAUAACUCACUUACAGAGCAAGCUUAUUCCAUAAACAUUAACUACAAAGUCAUUUUAGUUCAGGCUUUAGUAUGUGUUUUUCUCUGCAUAAACCUUUUCCUGAUCACAACUUUUUUUCUGAAAGAUUACUUUUACACCACCACGCGCUACGUCUUAUUUGCCGUUUCACUGUUCUCUGACUGCCUGUUUCUGAUAAUGACAGACGUGCUGCUCAUACUGAGCUACUUUGGUUUAACCAUCCAGAUGUGGCUGUGUCUUAUUAUCUACAUUGUUUUGUCGGUGUACACAUUUGUUACACCGUUCACGCUCACUGCGAUGGUCCUGGAGCGUUACGUGGCAAUCUGCAUGCCCCUGCGGCACGCGGAGCUGUGCACCACCCGCACCACCCUCCAUCUUGUCCUCAUUAUCCACAGUCUCAGCUCCGUGCCCUGUGUUGUUAUCAUCUCUAUAUUUUUCGCGUCCUCUGCUCUUUCUUUCUACACCGCAGGCCGGAUAUGCUCCGUGGAGAUGUUCAUCCUGUACAGAUGGCAGGGUCACCUGAGAUCGGCCAUCAGUCAGUUUUACUUCCUGAUCAUGUGUGUUGUGAUUGUGUUCAGCUACAUUCAGAUCAUGAAGGUGGCCAAAGUCGCAUCGGGGCAGAAUAAAAAGUCGACGUGGAAAGGCCUCAGAACUGUGAUUCUCCACACUUUCCAGCUGCUGCUCUGUCUCAUCCAGCUGUGGUGUCCCUUCAUUGAAGCUGCUGUGCUUCAGGUUGAUUUCAUGUUAUUUAUUAAUGUAAGGUAUUUCAAUUACAUAACUUUUAUUAUAGCUCCCAGAUGCUUGAGUCCUCUGAUCUAUGGUCUCAGGGAUGAUUUAUUUUUUCAGGCGGUCAGUUACUAUGCUCUCUGUGGUUUGUACAAGAAACAGCCAUCAUGUUGA
Messenger RNA from Poecilia latipinna (sailfin molly), 1090 nucleotides. RefSeq names its product mu-type opioid receptor-like. NCBI's taxonomy places the organism in Eukaryota, Metazoa, Chordata, Actinopteri, Cyprinodontiformes, Poeciliidae. The transcript has a single exon. Gene Ontology annotation, biological process: G protein-coupled receptor signaling pathway; detection of chemical stimulus involved in sensory perception of smell. The record is from RefSeq and is a predicted model, not a curated record. Bases 164 to 1090 code for a protein of 308 amino acids. Gene Ontology annotation, molecular function: G protein-coupled receptor activity; odorant binding; olfactory receptor activity. Gene Ontology annotation, cellular component: membrane.